AUUGUUACUACAAUUUGGGGGAAGACGAUGGAUCUUUAGAUCUUUCUCCUCGCUCGCGCUGUAGCAACGACGAAAGGAGCCUCAAUCGGUGAUGCGCGUUGGCUUUUCAGUGGCCGUGCUGCGAUGUCGGCGCUUGCGGUCUUAGGUCUAGGAUUUGUGGCUGUAGGUCGGGAUUUCUAGGGGAGCUCCGCUCCACAACAGGGAGGAAGAGGAUUUCGCUGCUAAUGCUGCUCGAUCGAUCGAGGCAGCUCACGAGAUGGUGAAAGAUACGGAGUAUUACGACGUUCUAGGAUUGACGCCGGAUGCGAGCGCGGCCGAUGUAAAGAAGGCGUAUUAUGUUAAGGCUAAGAAGGUACACCCAGACAAGAAUCCCAAUGAUCCACAGGCCGCAAGGAAUUUUCAACUUCUCGGGGAGGCGUAUCAAACGCUGAGCGAUCCUGCGAAAAAAGAAGCCUAUGACAAAUUCGGCAAAGCUGGAGUGUCAACAGACCAAAUGCUCGACCCCGCUGCGGUGUUUGGCAUGCUCUUCGGAAGUGAGAUGUUUGAAGAUUACGUUGGGCAGCUUGCAAUGGCAUCUAUGGCGUCCAUAGAUACUUCAAGUGGUGAUAACCAAGCCAUGGAUCUGAGGCAAGUACAAGAGAAGCUCAAGGUUUUGCAACAAGAGAGGGAAGAUAAGCUUACCAAGUGCUUAAUCGCUCGUCUACAGCGUUAUGUUGACGGCGACAAAGACGGGUUCAGUGAAUGGGCGAAAAACGAGGCUCAGCAUCUUUCGAAUGCGGCUUUUGGAGAGCCGAUGCUGCACACGAUUGGGUACAUAUAUGCUCGACAGGCUGCAAAGGAGCUUGGUAAAAAAAUGUUGUUCAUGGGAGUUCCUUUCUUGGCGGAAUGGGUUCGUGACAAGGGACACUUUAUCAAGUCACAAGUGACCGCCGCGGCUGGUGCGAUCGCCUUGAUGCAAAUGCAAGAGGAUAUGAAGAGGCAGCUCGCCGCCGGGGGUGAUAUGAGCGAAAGUGCCAUCGAAAAGUAUCUUGAAUCCAAGCAACAAGUGAUGAUCGACUCUCUGUGGAAGCUCAACGUCGCGGACAUCGAGGUCACUUUAUCGCAUAUCUGCCAGAACGUUUUGCACGAUGCUACCGCUGGAAGAGAAGUUCAGAGGCAGCGCGCAAAGGCUCUGAAAAAGCUGGGGAAUAUUUUCCAGGGCUUACAGGGAGCCAAAGUUCCGUAUAGAAGAGAGAAAAGCCUUCGUCACGACGCGAAGCUGGGUCAAGACAGCUCGAGCUCCACACCGACGCCUCAACCGAGUAAUUCAUCUCAGACCUUCCAGAACCCAGCGGAUGGUGGUUUUGCUAAUCAGCCCACGUCAAUGCCAUCUCCAGCUGCUCCUCCGGGCAUGGCAUGAAAAAAAUGGGAGAGAUUGUGAAGAAAAGAUCGAUACUCCAUUCUUUCAUUGCGUGUAUUGUGUGCCUAUGUGAUCUGACGGGUAUAAUUGAGACACGUGUCUAGUGGGCAUUUGAAUGAU
Molecule: messenger RNA, 1519 nt
Organism: Selaginella moellendorffii
Lineage: Eukaryota; Viridiplantae; Streptophyta; Lycopodiopsida; Selaginellales; Selaginellaceae
Product: chaperone protein dnaJ 10
Exons: 10
Coding region: 257-1399 (380 amino acids)
Source: RefSeq, a predicted model, not a curated record